CAGAGCGGCCGAGCUCCUCCCCGUUCCGUCACUGCUCAGCGCCGCGGCCGCGGGCCGGGGUCCGCCAUGGCCUCGGGGGUCUCAGCCGCCCGUGCCGCCGAGGAGCAGCCGCCGCCCGAGCCGCCCGCCGACCAGAAGCCGCCGCCCGUACCGCCGGCACCCGCGCAGGAGGAGUUCUCCUUCCUGCCGCUCGUCCACGACAUCAUCAAAUGCAUGGACAAGGAUAGCCAGGAUGUUCACCAGGUGCUGAACGAGCUCAAGAACAAGUUCCAGGAGAUGAGGAAGCUGAUCAGCACCAUGCCCGGCAUCGGCGUGAGCCCAGAGCAGCAGCAGCAACAGCUACAGAGCCUGCGGGAGCAGGUCCGGACCAAGAACGAACUGCUGCAGAAGUACAAGAGCCUUUGCAUGUUCGAAAUCCCUAAGGAGUAGGAAGGGAACAGCUCUGCUCUCUGGGGCUGGGAUACUUCCUCUCCUGGCUGGUGAGGAGAGAAAAAGGUGGCAGAGGCUUAUUUGUUUUUUUUUUUUUUUGUCGUGUUACUGUGAAAUUGUGGCUGUGUGGGUCACAGGCACGUGACACUGAACCAGAACCCUUCGUGUGUCCUUCACAUGCCAUGGUUACCGCGGUGCCUUUGCUUUGAUCUGCUGUCGGACUGCGUGCAUUUAUACAUGCGGCAAUCUUCCCCUGGGGUUGUUUUUUACUUUUUUUAUUUUUCAUUCAAGCAAGCAGAACGCGUUCUGUUUACUCUAAAGAAAAGACUGAAGUACCUGCAGGUUAAGUUCAAUAGAAAAAAAAAGGUGGCAUUUCCUGCAUUUUUUUCCUUUUCACUUCUGAAAUGACAAACAUGGAAAGGGAGCAUGCAAGGGGAGCACGAGCCGUUUGGCCCGGAAAGCCAGACUGCUGGGAAGGGUCUCUGGGGUGCUUUGCAGCCGGGGUGUUGGAAGAGGGAUGGUUGCUUUCUGUUGCUUUUGUAUUUUUCUCUCUGUUUUUGUGUUUUUUGUGUUUGAGAUGAGUCAAGUAAAGGUUUAGAAACUCCAA
Molecule: messenger RNA, 1036 nt
Organism: Numida meleagris (helmeted guineafowl)
Lineage: Eukaryota; Metazoa; Chordata; Aves; Galliformes; Numididae
Gene: MED9
Product: mediator complex subunit 9
Exons: 2
Coding region: 67-429 (120 amino acids)
Biological process (GO): regulation of transcription by RNA polymerase II
Cellular component (GO): mediator complex
Molecular function (GO): transcription coregulator activity
Source: RefSeq, a predicted model, not a curated record